UCAUAAAAAGUUAAGUUAAAGCAAAAUUAAAACACUGAUAAAAAUUGACCUGGAUAUCACGUGACCAUAACAAUAAUAAAAAAUCAGGGAAAAAGGGCUGAGACGACAAAAAAGUUGGUGAAUUUGUGCAUUUCAGUGUGUUUAAAACAUAAACGCUUCCCAAAGUAGCCUAACGUGUUCAAUUAAUGAUAAUUAAGAUAAAAUGUGAAGGCACUAAUUACAGUAAUGACGAGUAGCUGUGUGAUCAUGUGAUCAGCGGUCGGCGUGUGGUUGUUGAACGCUCAGGUCCCGAGGUGUUCACAGCAGGAUGUCUGGAGACACGCAGCACAGUAGAAGACGGCGCUCCCCCAAGAUGUUCAUGGUAGCGUCCGACUUCAAGGUGCAGGACCAUCUGGAAGGAACCAUUCGUCUGCAGCGGGGCCAGCUGUGUCAGCUACAGGAGGGAGGAGCGCACCGGAGCGGACGGGCGGAGCACCUCUGGGUGAAGGUCCUUGAUAACGACUGUGUGGUGAAGCUGGAGAGACAGGCUCUCAGCGAGGUCCCGGCCGACGUGGCCGCUCUCCUCGAACCCGUCCUGGACCUGGAGCUCCGCCUCAAGCUGCUGUCCAGACCCCAGGUCCUGCGGCGCAUGGCCGCGCUCGCGCUGGGGUCAGAGGUCAGGGUCGUCUGGAGCCGCAGCCAGCCGGAGCUGGCCGAGGCCGAGCUUCGUUACCGAGGGCCGCUGACGAGGGGAAGCUCCGCCGUUUAUUUCGGGGUUCAGCUCAAAGGCUGGGCGGCGGGCCGGGGGAAGUGUAACGGCAGCUAUAAGGGUCAUCAGCUGUUUGUGUGUCCGGAGGCCUGUGGUCUGUUUCUGCCGGUCAGUGAGCUGGUGCUCCCGCGCUCGUCCGGAGUCAGUGUCCUGUCCCGCGCCGCUGAGUCCGGCCCGCAGCCGCUCGCCCUCGGACAGAGAGUCUGCUUCACGCAGGACCAGAGCGUCCAGAGAGGGACCGUCCAGUUCUGUGGGCCCCUGGCCGGCCGGGCCCCGGCCCCGCUCUACGUCGGAGUCCUGCUGGAUCAUCCAGGAGGAUCAUGGGAUGGAUAUUAUAAAAACACCAAGCUGUGCUCCAUCCCUUCACCUGAGUUUGGAGCUUUGCUUCCUCUCUCUAAAGUGACCGCAGAAAGUAGAUCUGAGCGCUCUCCUCUGGCUGUGACGGGUCCUAAAGCACUCCCUAAGGUCCCUCUGCUGCCGGCCCCCAGUAAAGUGGCCCCUCAGCCGCCCUCGACCCCUCCGAAGCGCCCACUGAUCCAGCCCUCGAUGCUGGAGACGGCCAGAAGAGCCCUGCAGCCUCCGUCGUCCUCGGGCCCCCGACCGGCUCUGAAACCUGCUCCUCUCAGCCCCGCCAAAGCCGCCCUGACCCCGCCCGCCAGUCCACAGGCCCCGCCCACGGAGCAGCCACGCCCCUCCAACGGCUUCCACAACCUGCCAUCUCCGGUGGGGGCGGAGCCUGGGCCCUGGCUGGAGGUGGGCUCUAUGGUGGAGGUCAAUGACCCGCCCCUCUUCGGGGUCAUCCGCUGGAUCGGUCAAAUCAGCAGCAUCUCAGAGCCGGUGGCUGGAAUAGAGCUGGAUCAGGAGCUGUCUGCUGCGACAGAUGGCAGUUAUCUGGGCGAGCGUUAUUUCCGCUGCGCUGCUAAUAAAGGGCUGUUCGUCAAGCUGAGGAACUGCAGACGAGACUCCAGGUUUCCUGAACCUGAGCUGCCCACCAAUCAGGUGGAUCGCUGUAACUCCAUCGCCUUUGCUAACUGGAGCAGUAAGCGUGUAGAGGAGCACACCCCCCCUGUCUCCGGUCCAGACGCCCGACUCAUCUACGAGGGCUUCAAGAAGGGCAUCCAGGGUCACCUCAACUCCUGUUACCUGGACGCUUCUCUCUUCAGCAUGUUCUCGUGCUGCAGCUCGUUCGAUUGGCUGCUCUUUUGGCCGACCGAGGCUCAGAACAAUCCCAUCAGUCAGAGCGCUCAGGACCUGCUGCGCUGCGAGAUCGUCAACCCUCUGAGACGGUAUGGAUAUGUCUGUGCCAGUAAAACCAUGGCUCUACGUAAACUACUAAAAGCAGAGACUGCAGAUUCAGGAUUUACCAACGAGGAGAAAGAUCCAGAAGAAUUCCUCAACCAGCUUUUCCUGCUUCUCCGGGUCGAGCCCCUGCUGAAGAUCAGGUCUGCGAUUCAGAAGGCCCAGGAGUGUUUCAUCUAUCAGCUCUUUCCUCCGUCCGUGUCUCUGUCGUCUCCUCCGGUGUCUCCGGUGUCUCCCGCUCUCUCUCCGCUCGUGUCUCCGGGGCUGCUGCGUGUGUCCAGCGUCCAGACUCUGCUCGAGUCCUCCUUCAUGCACUCAGGACUCAAACUCACGGAGGCUCCGUCUUGUUUGCCGCUCCUGAUGCCGAGAUUCGGGAAGGAGUUCAAGAUGUUUGAUGUCAUCCUCCCCUCUCUGAACCUGGACAUCACUGACCUGCUGGACGAGACUCUGCGUCAGUGCAGUAUCUGUCAGUCUGUGGCUCAGUGGGAGUGUCUGCAGUGUUACGAGGAUGUUGACAUCACACCUGGACAGUUAAAACAGUACUGCAACACCUGUAACACACAGGUUCACACUCAUAAGAAGCGUCAGACGCACCGGCCGCUGGAGGUGCGGGGGCCCCGGGGUGGCUGGGAAGGGCCGGUUCACGGGGCCCGGCAGCUGAUGGAUCUGUUCGCCGUCACCUGCAUCGAGACGAGUCACUACGUCAGCUUCGUCAAACACGGCCCCGGGGCCACCGACUGGCUCUUCUUCGACAGCAUGGCUGAUCGAGAGGGAGGGGAGAACGGCUUUAACGUGCCUCAGGUGCGCUCGUGUCCGGAGGUUUCUCAGUAUCUGAGUCUGUCCGUGGAGGAAGUGUCUCGUCUGGACGCCGCGUCUCUCCGAGAUCCCGUCCGUCGUUUGCUGUGUGACUCUUACAUGUGUCUCUAUCACUGCCCACAGCUCUCACUCUACAAAUAACACACAGCACUGCAGAGCGGUGUCUCUGUAAAUAGUUGUCUUUGAGAAGAGUUUUUCACAGAAUGCUGUCUAUGUUUAUGUAUGUUUACAGAUGUAAAUUGUUUAAUUUUAUAAAAAAGAAACCGUG
Puntigrus tetrazona (Sumatra barb) is the source of this 3131-nucleotide messenger RNA. It is a transcript of the gene cyld3, whose product is annotated as ubiquitin carboxyl-terminal hydrolase CYLD. Gene Ontology annotation, cellular component: cytosol. Lineage: Eukaryota; Metazoa; Chordata; Actinopteri; Cypriniformes; Cyprinidae. The transcript is spliced from 15 exons. Gene Ontology annotation, biological process: regulation of mitotic cell cycle; protein K63-linked deubiquitination; regulation of intrinsic apoptotic signaling pathway. Gene Ontology annotation, molecular function: cysteine-type deubiquitinase activity; K63-linked deubiquitinase activity. Bases 308 to 3004 code for a protein of 898 amino acids. The record is from RefSeq and is a predicted model, not a curated record.